This is a messenger RNA of Saccharomycopsis crataegensis, 3855 nucleotides long. RefSeq names its product RSC chromatin remodeling complex ATPase subunit STH1 (gene STH1). NCBI's taxonomy places the organism in Eukaryota, Fungi, Ascomycota, Saccharomycetes, Ascoideales, Saccharomycopsidaceae. The record is from RefSeq and is a predicted model, not a curated record. Gene Ontology annotation, biological process: positive regulation of transcription by RNA polymerase II. Gene Ontology annotation, cellular component: nucleus. The transcript has a single exon. The coding region runs from base 1 to 3855 and encodes 1284 amino acids. Gene Ontology annotation, molecular function: DNA binding; ATP-dependent chromatin remodeler activity; ATP binding.
AUGUCCACCGCCCCAUUGGAAAUUCCAGAGCCCCUGGACUCCCAUGAGGUGGAGCUUUUAUUACAACGUUACAAUGCUCUUUAUAACCAUGACACUAUCAACGCAAAGAAAAGGAAAGACGGCGAAGAAACACCCAAAAUGUUAAGUCCUGCUGUCGUGAAAGAACUCAACGCCAUUGAGAAAGUAUUACAUAAGCUUAGUACCGACCACUCCUGUUGUUUGGACCAAUGGCGGAAAGUGAAAGAUUUAUCAUCUACAAAUGUCGCAUCUUAUGAUUUGGAUCUACUCAAGAAACAAAUUAUUGGGUUCAACUUACUUUCUCGUGAUUUGGAUUUGCCAAAUGAAUUGCAAUUUGACUUUGGUCGCAGCAGUGUUUAUGGCGACGACAUUUCCUUAGGCUCUUCGCCAUCAUCAUUGUCUGACAUUGAAGAUGCUGGUAAACUUGAACCAAUUGAAAUCGAAGCUUCUAAUUUUGAAGAGCGCUAUUAUAAUUUCAUUCCAAAGGACUCUAUAGCCCUAAUCAAAGAUGAUUUUUACCACGACGUGGUUGGUAACAAAUAUGCCGAGACAAGAAUUUCUAACAAGAUCUCUGACCGAGUAACAGAACUUGAAUCACUACCAUCUACCAUCGCCAAUAUCAACACCAAAAAACUUGUGGAAAAUUUCAAUAAACCAUCAUCUCAAAGAUAUGACAACAGUAUUGACCAACUCAAAGUAAAUUCGCUUGUCGAGCUUAAAUCUCUCAAGCUUCUUGCCAAACAAAAGCAAUUACGUCAAGCUCUUCUUGCUGGGGCUACUCAGAAAUUCCAUCAUGAAGAUCUUAAAGAUACAAGCUCUAUCAUCCAAGCGAAACGUCAACUGAAUGUGCGCCUUAAAGUUGUGGCUCCUCAAACUUCACGAUUGGCAGAACAAUUAGAAGAAGCCCAGAAACGUGAACAACGUAAUGCUUUGUACGCCAAACGUCGCCUAGUACUAAAUAAGAAAGUUGGCGCGAUCAAUGAAUUAUUGUACAACCAGAAUGAAGUGCGCACCAAUCGCUCACAAUUUUUCUUUAAAGCGGUUUCUAAUUUCCAUCAACAAUCAGAAAAGGAAGCCGCCAAACGCCAGGAACGUACUGCUAAGGAAAGAUUGCAAGCUCUUAAAGCUAACGAUGAAGAAGCCUAUCUUAAGUUGCUUGAUCAAACCAAAGAUACUCGUAUUACCCAUCUUUUGCGACAAACAAAUUCUUUCUUGCAGUCUUUGGCCGACGCGGUUAAAGUUCAACAAGCCGAAUCUAAACAAUUGAAGAGUAAAUCCGGUGAUCAAUUGGAAAAUGAAGAAGGUGAUGAUGAAGAAGUCGAUAAUGUAGAUUAUUAUGGAAUUGUCCAUAGAGUCAAGGAAAACAUUUCCAAGCAACCAUCGAUUCUUGUUGGGGGUACUCUUAAAGAAUAUCAAUUGAAGGGUCUCGAGUGGAUGGUUUCUCUUUACAAUAAUCACUUGAAUGGUAUUUUAGCCGAUGAAAUGGGUCUUGGUAAAACUAUUCAAUCCAUUUCUUUGGUUACCCAUUUAAUCGAAGUGAAAAAGGAAAGAGCGCCAUUUCUCAUCAUUGUGCCAUUGUCAACUAUUACUAAUUGGACGCUUGAAUGUGAAAGAUGGGCUCCAACUGUUAAAAAAAUUGUUUACAAAGGUACUCCUAACCAACGUAAAUUGUUGGCCCAUGAUGUUCGCCGUGGAGAUUUCCAGAUUCUAUUGACUACCUAUGAAUAUAUUAUCAAGGAUAAAUCUUUACUUUCCAAAAUUAGAUGGGCCCAUAUGAUCAUUGAUGAAGGUCAUAGAAUGAAAAACUCUCAGUCCAAGUUAUCUUUUACUUUGACCACUUAUUACCAUACAAAGAACCGUUUGAUUUUAACCGGUACUCCAUUACAAAACAAUUUACCUGAAUUGUGGGCAUUGUUGAAUUUCGUGUUGCCAAAGAUUUUCAAUUCGCAAAAGACUUUUGAUGAAUGGUUCAACACUCCGUUUGCCAAUAGUGGAUCGAGUGAGAAAUUGGAAUUAAGUGAAGAAGAAAAUUUGUUGGUUAUUAGAAGAUUGCAUAAAGUUCUUCGUCCAUUCUUGUUGCGUCGUUUGAAAAAAGAUGUUGAAAAAGACUUGCCAGAUAAAGUCGAAAAAGUGGUCAAGUGUAAGUUUUCUGGGUUACAAUAUGCCUUAUAUCAACAAAUGCUCCGUCAUAAUGCGUUGUUUCUUGGGUCAUCGAUCAACAAUGGAACAACUAAAGGUGGUGUCAAAGGGUUGAACAAUAAAAUUAUGCAGCUUCGUAAAAUUUGCAACCAUCCUUAUGUGUUUGAAGAAGUUGAAGAUCUUAUUAAUCCAUCGCGUUUAUCUAAUGACUUUUUGUGGCGUGUUUCCGGGAAAUUUGAACUUCUUGACAGAGUGCUUCCAAAAUUCAAGGCUACCAAUCACAGAGUUUUAAUUUUUUUCCAAAUGACUUCGGUGAUGGAUAUUAUGGAAGAUUAUUUAAGGUACAGAGGAAUGCAAUAUCUUCGUUUAGAUGGUAGUACCAAAGCCGACGAACGUCAAGAUAUGUUAAAGGCUUUUAACGCUCCAAACUCGCCAUAUUUUGCGUUUUUGCUUUCCACAAGAGCUGGUGGUUUAGGUCUUAAUUUGCAAACUGCUGAUACCGUUAUCAUCUUUGAUAGUGAUUGGAACCCUCAUCAAGAUUUACAAGCCCAAGAUAGAGCCCAUCGUAUUGGUCAAAAGAAUGAAGUUCGUAUUUUACGUCUUAUUACCAAUGAUUCGGUCGAAGAAGUGAUUUUGGAAAGGGCCCAUGAGAAAUUGAACAUUGAUGGUAAAGUUAUUCAGGCCGGUAAGUUUGAUAAUAAGUCGAGUGCUGAAGAACAAGAAGCUUUCCUUAGAAGAUUGCUUGAGGCCGAAGAGAUGAGAAAGAAGGUGGAAACCGAAGAAGACGAUGGUAACUUGGAUGACGACGAACUCAAUGAGAUUUUGGCUCGGUCUGAUGAUGAAAAAGUUUUGUUCAAAAAGCUCGAUAAGGAAAGACAGAAAGAGGAUAGCGACGUGUCUAGAUUGAUGACGAUAGAGGAACUACCAGACGUUUUCAGUGAAGAGAAUGUCGAAAAGCAUUUAAACAAGAAUAACAUUGAAGAAGAAGAAUUGGGAAAGCAUAGAGAACGUAAGAGAGUGAUGUAUGAUGAUGGUCUUACUGAAGAACAAUGGUUGGAAGCCAUUGAUGACGAUGAAAUGACAGUGGAAGAUGCUAUCCAUAAAAACCAGACGAAACUCGCGAAAAGAAAUGGUGAAUUACCAAAUUCAAAGAAGAGAUCAAGAACUUCUGGUGACUUCGUGGUAGGCGAUGAUGAAGAGGUUGAUGAGGAGGCGGGCUCGAGCCAUGAAAAUUUGAAAGUUGAAGAAAUGGAUGAAAAUUUCUCUGAUGAUGAUCUAUCAGAUGGUGAGCCAAAGAAAAAGAAGAAGAAGAAGAAGUCCACUAAGAUUAGCAAUGGUGUGGCUUCCAAACCUAAUGGGAAAUCAUCAAUGUUGCUAGACCCAGAAUCGUUAGAAAAAUGCCAAAGACUACUUAGUGAAGUAUCGGCAUUGACUGAUGACAAUAAUGCUCUUCUUUGCGAGUUAUUUUUGAAGUUGCCAUCGAAAAAGCUUUACCCUGAUUAUUAUCAAAUUAUCGAGAAGCCGAUUAGUAUAUCUGAGAUUUCAAAAAACUUGAAACAAAACAAGUAUGCUUCAUAUUAUGAUUUGAUCAAUGACUUCAAGUUGAUGAUACAGAAUGCAAAAACCUACAAUGAACCGGAAAGUUUUGUAUAUGAAAACGCUGCGAAGAUUGACGAGUUUAUUGACAAGUUUGAGUAA